GAUUUGAAAAGAAACAUUUCAAUCGAAGACGAAUUUGGUAGACCUCUUUUAGCAGCUGACGUCUUUGGAAUGUCAAUCAAGUUCUUGGUAGAUGAUAUGCUGAAAAAUGCUAACAAGGGAAUAGAUGGCAUCAUCAAACCAUGGGAAAUUCACUUGGUUGUAACAGUUCCUGCAAAAUGGCUGGAAUAUGUAAAGAACGACGAGCCCGAAGCAGCUUCGUUGUAUUGCAGGCAUUUGCAUAUUCAUAAACCUGGUGAUCUUGGUAAUGUAUCAAUGAAUAAGUUACCAAUUGGCACAAAGUACAUAGUCGUUGAUGCAGGAGGUGGAACAAUAGACAUAACAGUACACGAGACAGGAAGUCAGCAAACACUGAGAGAAGUAAGACCAGCAAGUGGUGAUGAUUGGGGAGGUAUAAUGGUUGACAAGGAAUUUGAAAAAUUGCUUGUUAGUUUGGUAGGACAAACCGUUUUUGAAGAAUUCAAACAUACCGAAAAAGAAGAUUGGCUUGACAUGCUCAAAGAAACGAGAGGCAAAUUUGGACAGUGA
This is a messenger RNA of Ruditapes philippinarum (Manila clam), 546 nucleotides long. Its product is annotated as heat shock 70 kDa protein 12A-like. The transcript has 3 exons. The annotation marks the transcript as partial. The record is from RefSeq and is a predicted model, not a curated record. Lineage: Eukaryota; Metazoa; Mollusca; Bivalvia; Venerida; Veneridae.